AUGCUCAAAUUGCGCUGCCUCGAGAACGGCUUGUGUCUACCCACAGCCUGCGCGCCGCCGCCGAUGUCACAAUGUAGUUCAAGCUUCGGAGACACCCCUAACGGGGUCAAGCAAUCCGCCUUCGAGUGUCCCCGGCCAGAGCUAUGUACAAGACUUUGGACGCCUUACCAUCCAGGAAAGGCGCAGUCGGUAUUUGAGCAACAGAUUUUGGGUCCGGCUCGCGGACGAGCAGAGUUCCACGACGGAUUACAGCUGCCUCCGUCGGAUGGGGUUGGCAUACCGGAGACUCGGUCGUCGCCUGUGAAUUAUCCCUCAAGCUUUUUCCUCUUCGGUCCGGAUUACCCUGUGCAUUUGCUACGCAAGUUCUACCCCCCAGCUGGCAAAGCACUCUUGCUGUGGAAAUUCUUUCAGCAGAACGUCUCACCGCUGGUGCCCAUCCUUCACCGACCCACAGCAUCAAAGCUAAUACGGGAUGCGUACGAGAGUCCAGACAGCCAAUUCCAAGAUUCAGAAGCUCUCAUCCUGGUAAUAUAUUUGGCUGCAGUCAUCAGUAUGACGGAGGACCAAUGCCUUGGGAACCUUGGUGUCUGCCGAGCUACUUGCAUCAAGAAUUUCCGAUUUGCCGUAGAACAAGCUUUAUCCAGGGCUGGUCUACUUUAUACAGACAGUUUCAUCCUCCUGCAGGCGGCUGUCCUCUACGUCACCUGCAUCCGCCGCGAGGACGCGCCCAAAUUUACCUUUUCAAUGACUUCGAUCAUUGUGCGACUCGCGCAGGGACUCGGUCUCCACCGGGACGGGACCCUGUUUGGCCUGAGUCUGUUUGAGACGGAGAUGAGGCGCCGUCUGUGGUGGCAUAUUUAUAUUCUGGAUCUUCGUGCAUCCGAAGACCAUGGCAUUGUCCGUCAAAUCAACAGCGACAUGUUCGACACACACCUUCCAUCUAAUCUGAACGAUGAGGAUAUUGUGCCGGAGUUGGACACAAUACCGCAGCAAAAUGACGGGUUCACGGAUGUGACUUUCCUCCGCGUCCGGUGCGAGAUAUCUGUCGCUUUUUCGCAUGAUGCUAUACACAAUGUGGACGCAACAGUCACCCUGUCGAAUACCAAGUUAUCGAGCAAGGAUUCCUUUCAUCAGACCCGACAAUAUAUCGACAAAAAAUACUUGAGCAAAUGCAAUCUUAGUGUGCCAAUCCAGUGGGUCUGUGCCACAGCUUCCCGACUUAUCCUAGCCAAAUAUUGGAUAAUGACUCGAUAUGCCCUGGCCAACUCUGGCAGCCCGAGCGUCAGCACGUGUCUGGACCGCAGCCAGCUUCUUGUCCUGUCCCUGAAGGCCUUAAAAUACUCUCAUCUGCUGGAAAAUCAUGUGUACACUAGUGGAUGGGCCUGGCUCUUCCGCAGCUAUAUCCAGUGGCAUGCGGCCUCGUUCAUCCUCUCGGAGCUGUGUGUGCUUCCACGGUCGGCCAUGACCGAUCAGGCCUGGGCAAUUGUUAGCGUUGUCUUCGAUACCUGGCGAUCAGAUGCUAGCCAACAAAGCGCUAUGGUCUGGAAAUCGAUUACCCAAUUGAAAAAACGAGCGGAUACCUCUGUGCUCCAGCGGCUGAGUACCACGGCCGGAGCAAAUGGAGGGUGGCGGGUACCUUACAAUAUACAACCCAAUAGCCCAAUAAACGCCCCGGAGUUGGCAAUGUUUGAUGCACCAGGUCUAGAUACUACGCUCCCAGACAUCGACUGGCUGAUGGACGCCAUCUCGACUUAA
Molecule: messenger RNA, 1755 nt
Organism: Aspergillus bombycis
Lineage: Eukaryota; Fungi; Ascomycota; Eurotiomycetes; Eurotiales; Aspergillaceae
Product: fungal specific transcription factor domain-containing protein
Exons: 3
Coding region: 1-1755 (584 amino acids)
Biological process (GO): DNA-templated transcription
Molecular function (GO): DNA binding; zinc ion binding
Source: RefSeq, a predicted model, not a curated record